UUUUUUUUAAGAAACAAAUCUUAAUUUUUUCUUAAGGAGAAGUUCCUCUCUUUCUCCUUCCUCUUCCUCCGUGACCACCUCCUCUCUCGUGCCGCCGCCUUCAACAACUCCUGCAUCCUCUGCGUCUUCGUCGGCACUGAUUUGCGGUGGGCCCCCACUCCGCCACCAUCGUGGGCUUCUGCCACCGCAACCAUCUUUCGCCACACUGUGCUCGCCAAACCCACCAAUAUCGUAGGUUUCAGUCAGGGAUUACUGUCCCUCACUGUGCAACUUGCGGCCUUAUCUCCGAAACUCGGUAACCUUUUGUCUUAUUGCUUGGUUUCUCACUCUUUCGACAAAGAACGACUUCGCAAACCAAGUCCACUCAUUCUCGGCAGCUAUGAUGACCCCGGCGAGCGUGUUGAGUUUGUUUACAUCUCCAUGCUCUGGAAUCCAAAACAUUCUUAUUUCUACUGCGUCGGACUCACCGAAAUCUCUGUCGGGAAGAGGACUAUUCCGACGCCAGAGAUGCUGCGGAGGGUGGACCGCAGAGGCGACGACGACGUGGUUGUUGAUAGCGAAACCACUUUCACGAUGCUGCCGGAGAGUCUAUAUAACUUGGUGGUGGCUGAGUUCAGCCGGCGAGUCGGGCGAGUUCACAAGCGUGCGAGUGAGAUUGCAGAUGGAAUGACUAUACAAAUUGAUACUGUUAAUCUAUUACUUGAAACUCGUGGAAGUGCUAGUCGCCAAGGGGGAGCAACAUGGACACCACCUAUGGCAUCUAUCACCAUACACAACCUUUUACUGUAUACCACAAAUGAAAGCUGGGAGGUUGUGAAUCUUAAAGAGGCACGGGAAUUCUCCAGUAAUAAGAAGUAUAUAUACGUCUUCAAAAAACUAGAAUGGGAAUCUUUGUCUAUUGAUCUUUUGCCUCAUCCUGACAUGUUCACGGAUGCUACUUUAGGCCGCUCUCAAGAGGGAGCAAACCUGAGAGACGAGGAUGGUGCAAAGCGGGUAUUGUUUGGAGGUGAGCGUUUUAUAGAAGGAAUAUCAGGAGAAGCAUAUAUAACGAUACAGAGAACUGAAUUGAACAGUCCAUUUGGGCUUGAGGUUCAGUUACAUGUCACAGAAGCUGUUUGCCCCGCUUUAAGUGAACCAGGACUGCGUGCGCUUCUCCGCUUUAUAACAGGAUUAUAUGUCUGUCUAAAUAGGGGAAAUGUGGAUUUCAAGGCUCAGCAGCGAUCAACUGAAGCUGCUGGGCGUUCUCUUGUCUCAAUUGUUGUGGACCACAUAUUUCUUUGCAUUAAAGACGCUGAGUUCCAGCUUGAGCUUUUAAUGCAGUCCCUCUAUUUUUCUCGGGCCAGUCUUUCGGAAGGAGAUAGUGACAGUAACCUGACCAGAAUUACAGUUGCAGGACUAUUUUUAAGGGACACCUUUUCAUUUCCUCCAUCUACCUUAGUGCAACCAUCAAUGCAAUCUGUUACCGGAGAUGCUUUCCAAGUGCCAGCAUUUGCUAGAAGUUUUUGCCCUCCAAUAUAUCCUCUAGGAGAACAGCAAUGGCUAUCAAUUGUGGGAACUCCUCUGAUAUGCCUCCAUUCCAUUCAGAUCGUGCCGUCUCCACUUCCACCAUCCUUUGCUUCUCAAACUGUUAUUGAUUGUCAACCUCUUAUGAUUCACCUGCAGGAAGAAUCCUGCCUGACGAUAUCAUCAUUCUUAGCUGAUGGUAUUGUUGUCAAUCCUGGUGACAUUUUACCAGAUUUCUCAGUAAAAUCUUUUAUUUUCACUCUCAAGGGGCUGGAUCUAACAGUUCCCUUGGAUAAGACCCAACUGGAUAAUUCUGAAACCAAUAUGGACAAUAAAAUCAAGACUUCCUUUGCUGGAGCAAGGCUUCAUAUUGAAAAUCUUUUCUUUUUAGAUUCACCCUCAUUGAAACUGAAAAUACUGAACCUCGAGAAGGAUCCUGCUUGCUUCUGUCUUUGGGAGGAUCAACCUAUUGAUGCUAGUCAGAAGAAGUGGACUGCUGGAGUAUCCCAGCUUACUUUAUCUCUGGAAGCAAGUACUGGCAAGCUUGGUCAUCAGAAUUCUCUUGGAUGGACUGCUGGAUUGUGGAGGUGUGUUAAUCUAAGAGAUGCUAGCAUAGAAGUAGCUAUGGUAACUGCUGAUGGAAAUCCAUUGUUAAAGGUUCCUCCUCCAGGGGGUAUUGUGAGGGUUGGUAUUGCUUGUGAACAGUAUCUAUCCAACACUUCAGUUGAACAGUUAUUUUUUGUCCUGGAUCUCUAUGCUUAUUUUGGGAGAGUUAGUGAGAAAAUAGAAAUAGCUGGAAAAAAGAAACAAUUGAAGGAUGUCAGGAACAAAUCUUUUAGUGGAAAGCUGAUGGACAAGAUACCAAGUGACACAUCUGUAACUUUGACAUUAAAAAAUCUCCAACUUCAAUUUCUUGAGCCAUCUUCUGUGAAUGCUGAGGGAAUGCCUCUAGCACAGUUUGUCGGAGAUGAUCUGUCUUUUAGUGCCACUCACAGAACCCUAGGUGGUGCUAUUGUUGUUUCAUCCACUUUAAAUUGGGAGAGAGUUGUGAUAGAUUGUGUGGAUUCCAAGGAGCCCUUGGCAUGUGAAAAGGACUCAUAUUUUAGUACCGUAGAAAAUGUUCCCUCAAUAAGUGAUGUAGGAUACCCAAAACUAAGACCUGUUUUCUGGGUGCAUAACAAAAAAGAACUAUUGAAUGGAAAUGCUCAUUCAUACCCAUUUCUGGACAUAAGUGUGGUGCAUGUCGUACCAUUUUGUAUAGUAGACAUGGAGUCACAUACUUUGAAUGUCUCAGCUGUUGUAUCUGGUGUUCGUCUUGGCGGGGGAGUGAACUACUUUGAGGCCCUCCUGCAUCGAUUUGGAAUACUAGGGCCUGAUGGUGGUCCAGGGAAGUGUCUGUCUAAAGGGUUGGAAAACUUACAAACUGGACCAUUGGCAAAACUUUUUAAGGCAACACCUCUGAUUUCUGAUAAUUCAGAAAAUGUUGAAACUGCAGGAGAAGGGAGAGAUACCAGUUUUCCAAACUUGAAGAACCCAGAUAUUGUGGAUGUAACUAUAGAGUUGAAAGACUGGUUAUUUGCUCUCGAAGGUGCUCAAGAGAUGGCUGAAAGAUGGUGGUUCUCAGUCCAUGAAGAUGUAAAAAGAGAAGAGAGGUAUUGGCACACAACUUUCCAUACCUUGCGAGUAAAUGCAAAAAGUUGCCCAAAGAAUAUUCCAGACAGAAAAUCACAAUCACGCAGAAUACAACCAUAUCCGGUGGAACUGGUUACGGUUGGAGUUCAAGGGCUGCAGAUCAUGAAGCCCCACACCCAAAAGGACAUUCCUAUGUCACUGAUAACUGUAAACGGAGUUAAAGAAUUCACUGAAAAAAUUGGGGGAACUGAUCUUGAAGUAAGCUUGAUACUAUCUGAGGAUAAUGAACAUGAAUUGGUUAAUUGGGAAGUCGAAAACCUAAAGUUUUUUAUAAGGCAACCGAAUGAGGCAGUUGUAACCAAGGAAGAGGUCCAACACCUCACUUUUCUGUGCAAAUCUGAAAUUGAUUCUGCUGGCCGGAUAACAGCUGGAGUUCUACGGCUAUUUAAGCUAGAAGGCUCUGUUGGCCAGUCUGCAAUUGAUCAGCUUGGCAACCUAGGAAGUGAAGGCAUUAACAAGAUUUUUUCUCCUGAGAAGCAUAGCUUAGAUGGUAGUGUUUGUAGCUGUGGAGGAUUCUCUCCAUUACAAAACCUGACAAAUGAAAGUCCAAGCAAAACUAUGGAACCAACAUUAGCUUUGCUUGAGGAAGCAGUUGCUGAUUCAAAGGCUAAGAUUAAUUCUUUGAUGACUGAUAUUGGUACUUCCGAGUCUUCCUUCCAGCACCUUACUGUUGUCAAAGACCUCAGUCAAAAGAUUGAGUCGUUGCAGGGUUUAGUGCUGCAAUUGCGGGAGCAACUUUAAGACCUCUGCGUCAUUUGUAUGAAGUUAGAAAUAAUGAUUUUCAUUUGCGUAGGUAAGAAUUCUUUUGUAUAUAGCAUAGAAGUCCACAGAUUGAGUUUUGUUUUGUACAAGAUAGGACAAAAUGAAGUCUCCACAUUUAUGUAGCAGUAAUUUUUCUACCGUUAAAGCAUCAUGGAAUGAGAGAAAUGAAUGCAAUUUUGUUACAUUCAA
Molecule: messenger RNA, 4146 nt
Organism: Glycine soja
Lineage: Eukaryota; Viridiplantae; Streptophyta; Magnoliopsida; Fabales; Fabaceae
Exons: 17
Coding region: 421-3936 (1171 amino acids)
Source: RefSeq, a predicted model, not a curated record